Messenger RNA from Botrytis deweyae, 1590 nucleotides. RefSeq lists its product as uncharacterized. Gene Ontology annotation, molecular function: NEDD8 activating enzyme activity. Bases 1 to 1590 code for a protein of 529 amino acids. The transcript is spliced from 5 exons. Gene Ontology annotation, cellular component: cytoplasm. NCBI's taxonomy places the organism in Eukaryota, Fungi, Ascomycota, Leotiomycetes, Helotiales, Sclerotiniaceae. The record is from RefSeq and is a predicted model, not a curated record. Gene Ontology annotation, biological process: protein neddylation.
AUGGCGGAGACAAUCAUGGACCAGAAUCCUCCUGUCCUUCAAGGCCCUUCCGACAAGGAGAAGAAAUAUGAUCGACAACUACGAUUAUGGGCAGCUUCUGGACAGGCAGCCCUUGAGAAUGCCAACUUACUAUUAUUGAACUCUGGUUCUGGCACAGUUGGUGUUGAGACUUUGAAAAAUUUAGUGCUUCCAGGCAUUGGAAAAUUUACAAUUGCGGACGAAGAACUCGUAAAUGAGGCUGAUUUGGGUGUCAAUUUCUUUCUUGAUGAAGAGAGUUUGGGGAAAUCAAGGGCGGAACAAUGUGUGAAACUUUUACAAGAGCUCAAUCCAGAUGUGAGGGGGGACUGGUUUCCAAAACUCAAGGACGAUAAAGUAGACCAACUGUUUGCGGAAGAUCAUGAAGAAAAAUAUACAUUAAUUAUAUACUCAUUCCCAAUCGAUCCCAGAAUCCUCGCUCUUGCAGAGAAAUACAGCGCAUCCCACAAAGUGCCUCUCGUCGGCAUACACUCCGCAGGCUUUUACUCAUAUUUCAAAACGCAUCUACCAGGAAACUUUCCUAUAGUUGAUACUCACCCAGAUUCAACCGCAACAACAGAUCUACGACUUUUAAAGCCAUGGCCAGAACUUUCGAAUUUCGCAUCAGAUCUGACUGAAGACAUCGACACUCUUAGUGACCAUGAGCAUGGCCAUAUACCUUACUUAGUCCUGCUCUUGCAUUUCUUGGCAAAAUGGAAAGAAGAACAUGGCUCAUAUCCGACCUCCUACAAAGACAAAUCAGCGUUCAGGACGACUGUUACGAAUGGCACAAGGAGAAAUAAUGCCGAGGGUGGAGAGGAGAACCUCGAUGAAGCUGUUGCGGCUGUGAUGAAGAACAUAUCCGUACAAGAUCUGAAAAGUUCCGUGAAGGAAGUCUUCGAAUACUCACCAACCGAGGCAGAAUCUAACUCGGAUUUUUGGAUUAUUGCUGAUGCCGUGAAGAAGUUUUAUGAGAAGCAUAAUGAGCUCCCGCUUCCGGGAUCAGUCCCAGACAUGAAGGCUCAAUCUAGUACAUACGUACAACUUCAAAACAUUUAUAAAGCAAAAGCUCGACAAGACGUCCAAGAAAUACUAGAGACUGUGCGGGCACAUGCACGUGGUAAUGAGAUUAAGACAGAAGAAGUAGAGGUGUUCUGCAAGAAUGCCGCUUUCAUCAAGCUUAUCCGAGGCUCGGAUCCGACAAUAGAUUUACAGAAGAUAGCAAAUUUGGAAUCUGAAAAUGAUGCAAACGCUUCCUUCACGAUGGCGCCAUUAUCGAACUUCCCCAUUUACUUAGCUCUUCACGCAACUGCUCAUGUAGCAGCAGCUACUUCAUCUGAGAUAUUAGCCCAGAUCGACAAAGAAGUACCGAAUGUGUCCUCUAAUCCACGUGUCCAGAAAGUUGCAGAAGAAGUAUCACGAGCCAAAGGAGGUGAAUUACACAACAUUUCUUCGUUAACUGGGGGUAUGGUUGCACAAGAAAUCAUCAAAAUUAUCACGAAACAAUAUGUACCGAUCGACAACACAUGCAUAUUUGAUGGUAUCACGAGUAGGGCGCAAGUUUUGAGGAUCUAA